AUGUCUUCUAUGCGAGGAUUGGUGCAGUUCAUCGCGGACCUUAGGAACGCCCGCGCGAGAGAGCUGGAAGAAAAACGCAUAAAUAAGGAACUCGCCAAUAUACGGCAGAAAUUCAAAGAUGGCGGUCUUAACGGAUACCACAAAAAGAAAUACGUCUGCAAGGUUCUCCUAUAUAUUUACAUUCUCGGAUGGAACGUCGACUUCGGCCAUCUCGAAGCUGUCAGCCUGAUAUCUGCCAACAAAUAUUCGGAAAAGCAAAUCGGCUACCUUGCCGUUACCCUUUUCCUAAACGAAAACCAUGACCUGUUACACCUUGUUGUCAACAGUAUCAAAAAGGAUCUUAUGGACAACAAUGAGCUGUUCAACUGUUUAGCUUUACACGCGAUCGCCAAUGUUGGAGGAAGGGAGAUGGGGGAAGCUUUAAACACCGAUGUUCACCGACUUUUAAUAUCGCCGACUUCGAAAUCUUUUGUGAAGAAAAAGGCUGCUCUCACGCUAUUGAGAUUGUACAGAAAACAUCCUGGGAUAGUACAGGAAACAUGGGCGGAGAGAAUAAUAUCUCUGAUGGAUGAUUCAGAUAUCGGGGUGUGUCUGUCAGUGACCUCGUUGGUCCUAGCCCUUGUGCAGGAUAACCCUGAGCUUUACAAGGGGUGCUACGUCAAAGCAGCCUUUAGAUUGAAGAAGGUAGUUGUGGAUGAUGAUUACACACAGGACUACCUCUACUAUAAGAUCCCAUGCCCCUGGCUACAAGUGAAGCUUCUGAGGUUAUUGCAAUACUACCCUCCUUCAGACGAUGGCAACGUGCAAAAUAUGAUACGGGAAACUUUACAAAAAACCAUUGACCUAUCAUCUGAUAUGCCUAAGAAUACUCAGCAAAACAAUGCACAGAAUGCUAUUCUAUUCGAAGCUAUCAACUUGGCCAUCCAUAUCGGUACCGAAGCUGGAAUUAUGGUCCAGAUCAUAGUCCGCCUCGGCCGAUUUAUCCAAUCUCGAGAAACUAAUGUGAGGUAUCUGGGUCUGGAAGCGAUGGCCCAUCUUGCCGCAAAAUCAGAUAGUUUAGAGCCUAUCAAAAAGCAUCAGAACACCAUCAUCGCAUCACUGAGAGACAGAGACAUUAGUGUUAAAAGAAAGGCCCUCGACUUGCUGUACAGCAUGUGCGACUCCACUAAUGCCGGAGUCAUCGUAGGGGAAUUACUUAAGUAUCUCCCCAACGCAGAUUACGCCAUUAGAGAGGAGAUGGUGCUCAAAAUUGCUAUUCUGACGGAGAAGUACGCCACUGAGUACCAAUGGUACGUGGACAACUCGCUACGGCUCAUAAGUAUGGCUGGUGAGCAUGUCAGCGACGAAGUUUGGCAGAGAGUUAUUCAAAUCACGACAAACAACGAAGAGCUACAGGUUUAUGCCGCCCAGACUAUUCUUGGACUGGUUAAAGGUCCGCAGUGUCACGAAACCUUGGUCAAGAUAGGAGGUUACUUGCUCGGCGAGUUCGGACAUUUGAUUGCAGACAAUCCAGGAUGCAGUCCGAUUGAGCAAUUCAUGGCGUUGCAAUCGAAAUUCAAUGGAUGUUCUUCGGCCACAAGAGCCAUCAUCCUCUCAGCCUUUGUCAAAUUUGUCAAUCUCUUCCCGGAAAUCAAACCGCAGCUCAUACAAGUAUUCGAGAUAUAUAGCCAUACUCUAGAUUCAGAACUCCAACAACGAGCCUGCGAGUACUUAGCACUGGUAUCAAUGCCCACGGAUGACCUGCUCCGAACAGUAUGCGACGAAAUGCCACCAUUCCCCGAAAGGACAUCUGCAUUACUCUCUAGGUUGCACCAGAAGGCAGCCGCGACAAGCGAUAAGAGGACCUGGGUUAUUGGUGGCAAAGAUGCUAACCUUGAUUCCGCCAACUUUGACUUGAAACUAAAUACGAGUCUCAAACGGUCUUUCACGAACUCUAACGGGACACCCCUAACAGCGAACGGUAGCUCCAGCACUCUAGCAACGGACCUCGCGGGGCUACAAAUCAAUGGCAGCGGUCUAUCUGCCGCAACUCCAGCCCUUAGGCCUACUAACCUUGCAUCCGCAGAACAUCUUAGUCCCGACUGGCAAAUUGGAUUCAAUAGGCUACUGAUCAGAAAUGAAGGAGUUCUAUAUGAAGACGUGCAGAUUCAAAUCGGUUUGCGCUCUGAGUUCCGAGGGCCCAAGGGUAUAGUGAUCCUCUACUUCACUAACAAAUCCUCCUACGCCUAUGGCUCCUUUACAACUACGAUCAACAACCCUUCACGAAACAACCUAAGCUAUACGACACAAAAUAUUCCUGAUCCAAAUAUCGAACCAGAUUCGCAAGUCCAACAGAUGUUAAUCUUCGAGGCGGUUAAUGUGUUUACCGAACCACCAACUAUGAGAGUUUCCUAUUUGGCUGGCGCGCUACAGGCCGUGACGCUGCAAUUGCCGGUUACCUUACACAAGUUUAUGGAGCCUGCAGAGUUGAGCGCGGAUGAUUUCUUCAAGCGGUGGAAGCAGAUCGGCGGCGCGCCAAGGGAGGCGCAGAGAGUAUUUGGAUUACAGGGAAUGGGGAGGAAGAUCGAUGCGGCUAAGACGAGAAGGGUAAUCGAAGGAUUCCGGUGGGGUGUUAUGGACGGUGUCGAUGCGAACUCAAAGAACUGGGUUGGUGCGAGCGUUCUACAUACGCUUCAAGGAGGCAAGUUUGGAUGCCUUUUGAGGUUGGAGCCUAAUUUUGAGACUUCGAUGUAUCGAUUGACGAUUCGAGCUACGGACGAGAACGUGCCGCCGGUAAUCGCCAAGUCGAUGGAAGAACGCUUGGCACAGGGUUUCUUCCCGCAGGAAGUUAUCAACGGACGUUAA
Orbilia oligospora ATCC 24927 is the source of this 2844-nucleotide messenger RNA. RefSeq lists its product as uncharacterized. Gene Ontology annotation, cellular component: AP-2 adaptor complex; membrane coat. Gene Ontology annotation, molecular function: clathrin-cargo adaptor activity. Gene Ontology annotation, biological process: clathrin-dependent endocytosis; intracellular protein transport. NCBI's taxonomy places the organism in Eukaryota, Fungi, Ascomycota, Orbiliomycetes, Orbiliales, Orbiliaceae. The coding region runs from base 1 to 2844 and encodes 947 amino acids. The record is from RefSeq and is a predicted model, not a curated record. The transcript is spliced from 8 exons.